CUUUUUGUACAUUCUGUGCUUGCCUUCUCUUCUUUUCCCAACAGUCAAUUGUGAGAAGAAAUUACUAGGGUGUACUCCGCACAAUGGCCAGAAUGUCCAGCCGUCUCAAAGCCUUGGUGAACGCGCCGGCUGCGCGUCCGCACACCGUGCCCGCGCCCCGCAAUAUACAGUCGGUCUACCAGAAGGUCCAAGAGGGCGCUCAGGCAAAUGAGGUGUCGCAGCGAUCGUGGUUGGCGUUAUCGGUUCGUGUGUCCCUCACCCACCCGGAAUGCUAGCUCCCAACUCACGCAAUGUGUCGGACAGACGGCCGCAACGAUGACCAUGAAUUCGCCCGAAUCCCUGGCCGCUCUAUUCCAACUGGCGACCUCGGCACAGUCCCCCGCCGAGAGGGUCGCUACGGCGGAGCUGAUGCGGGAGGUGGGCCUGAAGUGCAUCAGCUUCAACGGGAUCCCACGUACCAUCAACUGCCUGAACGCGUUCCGGGCCAGCUUGCCGGAGUCGGUGGGCGCCCAGUUGUCGCGAACCCCCACGCGGGCGCCGAACCCGGAGAACAUCACCGCCAUCAGCGGCCGGGGACAGGCGUUGUGGGACUCGAUCUACCGCCCCUUCGAGACCAAGCUGUACAACAAACUGGCCGAGUCGCAUCCUGACCUGCCCGUCCAGAUUCUGCACAGUAACUACGGGGCGCUGCUCUCGGAUCCGGCGGGACGGACCACGGGGGCCAAUGCCGGCCGCGUGCUGACGUCUAUCGUCGCCGUGGCGUGUCUACGGGCCCAGACCGGCGUCGGUCCGCAGGUUCUCUCUCACGUGUUUGGUCUGCGCAAGUCCCUGGAGGACGGCAGCUGGGCCAGCGACGUGGAGAGUGAGGGUGCCGUGCAAUGGUUGGCCAGUGACGCGGGCAACGAGUGGAUUCUAACCAGCGUGGACGAGAUUGUGGAAGCCAUCAGUCAGGGCACGGGGUCCAACUUUGCUCCCGACCGAGCCUCGAAGCUGUGAACGAACCUGGCUAUUGAAUAGUUGUAUAUACCCUGCAUUAUCUCAUACCAUGUAAACAAUGAUCUAGACGAGAGAAUCACUGGAUAUCUG
Aspergillus campestris IBT 28561 is the source of this 1086-nucleotide messenger RNA. RefSeq lists its product as uncharacterized. The transcript has a single exon. Bases 316 to 996 code for a protein of 226 amino acids. Lineage: Eukaryota; Fungi; Ascomycota; Eurotiomycetes; Eurotiales; Aspergillaceae. The record is from RefSeq and is a predicted model, not a curated record.